CUUGAAGCAAAACUAGUCUGAAAACAAGACGUGCAACAAGUGACUUUGAGCAAGUGAGAGGAGAUGGAGCUUUCGCUUAGUGUCACAGCUGUUUACAGAGCUUGACCAACAAACAAACGCAUAUUGGAGGAUAAACGACAAACAGCGGUGAGCCUUAUCCAGACUGAGGGAUUUGGUUGUUUCAGUGUUCCUGAUGGAGUCGUACAGAGUUGGUGGCAUGCCAAACACUGGAAUAUCACAAGCCUAUGCACAGCCUUCCCGUUCAAGGGGCCAAAGCAAUGGAACCUAUGGCCUUAGUAUCAGAGUUCAAGGCAUAGAUGGACACCCCUAUGUGGUCCUCAAUAAUCAGGAGAGAGGGCCAAACCCUUAUGCAGUCCCUCAAAAUAAUAAUGGAUAUGCUAAUUCUGAAAGCCCAUUUAAUUACGAUGAAUAUGAUUUCAAAGGGACCAGAAAGGAUCUUUCUGAUGGUCCAUAUAUGGAUUUUUUGUCACAGAAGGUCUAUGGAGGUCCUCACAAUGGAAGUUCAGAUCCUAAGAAGCAAUCUAGUCUUUUGAACUUCCAAAAGCAUCCAGAACUUCUCAAGCCAUAUGAUCCUGAAAGCAAUACGCUUGACAGCUUUCAAAGUUUACCUGAAGUUGAAAUUCAAAAUCCCUACCUGGUACCCCAACCCACAACCAAUUCCCCAGUUGCUAGCCAAGCCAGAUCCUCCAGCCUAGUUCCAGAACCAUUUUUAACAGAUAACAUGGGACAUGCCCAACCUCAAGUUCGUCCCCAGACACUGCCGUUCGACAGCCGUCCACAAAGAGGUCCGACCAAAGACCAAGUUCAGACCCAGCCUCAGGUCAAACCCCAGGUUCAACCACAGUCUCAGGUCAAGGCACCUUUCAAGAAUCCAGUGCCCUACCAGACUCAGUCACAGCCCUCAAAACGCCUUCCAGUUCCUCAGCCAUCUACAGUAGCCAGCAAGCCCAGUGACCAGACCAGGGCUUUGUCUAGACCUCCUAGCUCAGUGAGUAGUGCCAACUCCAGUCUGGAACGAAGCCGUCGUGAGCCGGAUGUGCUGCCCUUACGCCGAUUUGACUCCAGUGGCCCUGUGCUACAGACUUCUUCCUCCAGAAACUCCUCUGUGGGCUCCACCACACCAACCAAGGAAGACCAGUUGGAGCAGCUUUAUUCAGAGAGUAUCAACCGUCAUGAGAAUCGGCGCUACAUACCCUUUCUGCCUGGCACAGGUCGGGACAUUGAUACUGGUUCCAUCCCAGGUGUGGAUGAGCUUAUAAAGAAGUUUGACAGCAAAGAGACUCAGCAGCGCAGGGGACGGUCAGGGCGGAGGAAUCGACUGAAUCCAGAAGACCGCAAGCGUUCCCGUAGUGUCGACAGUGCCUUGCCAUUCAGUCUUGGGGGCGACUCUGACUACUUGGAUGAAGUUUCCCGAAAUAGAGGCAGGUCUACAGAGCAUCUCCUUCGCCCAUCACUGCUCCUGCAGAAGGGCAGUGGAGUGAAGAGCUCCCCAGUGUCACCAACUUCCACUACUGGUCCAAGGAUUAGCCUAAGAAGCACAACACAAGUGAAAAGUGCUCCAGGCUCACCUCAGGGGACAGUUUCUAACUCUUCAGCUGCUAUUUUGGGGAACAAGAAUCCAGAAAAUCGCCCUUCUGUGGCACCUGUAGAGAACAAGAAUGAAAAGGCCAAACCAUCACAGAGUGUAAAGUGCUUUUCAAGUGUGACAACAGGAUCGAUUUCUCGUCGUUCUGUCAACGGUAAAACAUCAAGUACUGAAGUGGAUGCUCAGGUGACACCUGAUCUUCUAAAAGGUCAACAAGAGCUUUCACAGCAAACAAAUGAAGAGACUGCCAAGCAGAUUUUAUUCAGUUACCUGAAAGAUGGGAGCAAUGAUAAUGACGACACAACCAAGAGGAAGGUCAACCUGGUGUUUGAAAAAAUCCAGACCUUGAAGUCACGGGCCGCUGGGAACGUGCAAGGCGACAACAAAUCUCCAGACCUUUCAGCGCAGGCUAAAGCUCUUCAGGAGCAGAAAGCAGAACUGGAAAAAGAAAUCGCUGAUCUUAAGAAACAGCUUGAGAAUGAGAGCAAGAAGCGCAGUGAUCUGAGUGAGAUGCAGAUGAAGGCGGGAGCUGGAGUAAAAGACUUGAGGAGAGAGCUGGAGCAGAGUCAAGCCGAGUGCAGUAGACUGAGGGACAAGCUGAGUAAAACAGAGGCUGACCUGCGCACUACAGUGGACGAACUCUACCAGGUGAAAAUGGAGAAAGAGCAGUACCAGACUGAGAUCCGAGACCUGCAGGAUCAGCUUUCAGAGAUGCACGAUGAGCUGGAUAGAGCCAAACAAUCUCAAACAGACAGCACAGACAAAGAGGCCAUGAUGGAGGACUUCAUGCAGCUAAAAAUAGACCUCCAAGACCUGCUUCUGACCAGAGAGGAGCAGGAGGAGCUGCUGAGGAGGCGGGAGAGGGAGUUGACCGCCCUUAAAGGAGCUCUCAAAGAGGAGGUGGCAACUCACGAUCAGGAGGUGGAUAAACUUAGGGAGCAAUACGAAAAGGAGAUCCGUAAACUGCAGUCGGUGGCGGAGGAUGCCAAACAGAACCAUGUUACAGCCAAUAAGGAGAAAGAGGAAGUGGAAGCAGCACGAAAGGUUUCUGAGAGCCAGACAAGCCGUCUGUCUCAGGAGAUUGAGAGACUGCGCAAGAGGGCACAGGAGCUGGAGAACGAAGUGGCCAAACUCAACCGCAUUAUUGAUGAAGCCAAACUGCAGGAGAGCCGGCUGGGGGAGAGAGCCAGUAGACUAGAGAACGAGAAUAGACAGUUGGAGGAGUCUCUCGCUGAGGUCAGAGAACAGGAAGAGGAAAUGACCCGUGCAAACCGUGCUUUGAGCACUCGCCUAGAGGAUGUGCAGAGAAACUUGACCAAAAUGACUCAAGAGCACCACGAGCUGCAGGAGCGACUGAAGGAGGAGAAGAGUCUGAAAGAGCAGUUCAAAAACACCAAGAACGAGAUUGAAGAUGAGAGGAGGCUACUGGACCGCACUGUGGAGAAACUCCAGCGGGAGAUGAAUGACAUUGUGGAGGCGUCACAGAGCUCAACUCAGGAGCUCCAGGAGCAGAUAGACAUGUAUAAAGAAAAGAACCGAAGAGAAAUGGCAGAGCUGCAGAAACAGCUGAGAGAGGGAGGCUUAGAGCUAGAGAAAUCACGCCUCACUGCUAAGACGCUUCAGGAAGAGCUGGCUCAUGUGCAGGAGGAUCUGCGUCAGUGUCAGAGAGACAGAGAUGAAGCGCUGCAGACAGUGAAGGACCUGGAGCACAAGGUUUUUGAACUGGAGGUCGAGACGGAAUCCAAAGCUCACUCAAACGACAAAACCAGACAAGUCAAAGUUUUAGAGGACCGUCUGUCUGCAGUGCAGAUGGAGCUGGAGGAGGAGAGACAGAGCGGAGAGUUGCUGAUGGACAGAAUAGACAGAGGAAGAGAACAGUUGGAGCAGAUGAGGAAUGAGCUGAUGCAGGAGAGAGCCAGCAGACAGGAUGUGGAGUGUGACAAGAUCUCCCUGGAGAGACAGAAUAAAGAUCUGAAGAGCAGGAUUGCUUAUCUGGAAGGAUCUCACAAGCCUAGUAAGGAUGGACUGGUGUCCCAACUGGAAACCCGCAUCCAGGAACUGGAGGAGAGACUGGAAGGAGAAGAGAGGGAUCGAGCUAACCUGCAGCUGGCAAAUCGACGUCUUGAGCGGAAGGUGAAAGAAAUGAUGAUGCAGGUGGAUGAAGAGCAUCAUUCACUGCAGGAUCAGAAAGAUCAGCUGAACCUGCGUCUGAAGGCUCUGAAGAGGCAGAUGGAUGAGGCGGAGGAGGAGAUCGACCGACUGGAGCACAGCAAAAAGAAACUGCAGAGAGACCUGGAGGAGCAGCAGGAGGCCAACGAACAGCUCCAGAGUCAGCUCAAAACACUGCGCACUGAGAUGAGGCGUAAGAACAACUCUGCACAAGUCCUGAAUGCAGAUGAUGACGACGAUGAUGAUGACAUCAGCACUGAUGGCGAGACUUAUUUCAGCUCUUCCUCCGGCUACAAGCGCUCCAGCAGUCAGGAUGGCAUCAUCUCCAGUUUCUCAAUGUGAAAACCGUACCGCAAACUGCAAAGGAGGUAUAACGAAAUGCGGAGUUAUGAACUCCUUGCCACUAUUUCAUGAAACCAUGAGUCCACUCCUAAUGCCUUUUCCCCUCAUGAUGAUAUAUUUUUGCUAGAUUUUUGUACAAGUAAUAUUUUAUGUGCGCAGCCCUAUUAGAUACUGUAUAUCACUGUAUAUUUUCUUAAAAGACAGUGCGUGUCAAAUGUGUUUGUCUUGUGAAACAUCAUUCCACUGAAUCCACUGGCAUAAACAAAGCUAAAAUGAUCAUUUGACUAUCCGGAAUGUGAAGGACUGACAGAUCUGAAGACUAAUUCUACAAUAGCAAGGGAAGUAUGUAUGAGGGAAUUUUUAUAUGUAUCAAAACACAGUUAUGGCCAACAGAUUUUUUUACUGAAUGGACAAGCAGAUUUUUUGUACUAUUCAUAUCAAUGUAUUCAUAAGCUGCUUCCACUCCUGUACAAUUAAAACAAUCACAUUUAACAUUAUUCCAAACACAAGCGCCUUGAAAAUGUACAAAGAUGUUAAGCCGAAACUGAAACUGUACACCUGAAAUGUUACAUUGUAUCCACACAUUUAUGUUUCCAGGACUUUCAUUCCUUUCUGAAACACAAAACAGUGUUAUGGAUCAAACCAUAUGAGCCUGUAAUAUUGUAGAAAACAUUCCUUAUGCAAUACCUUGUAUAUUACUGUUCUGACAAUCACCCUUUAAACAACACUGUGAUGAUUUGCACUGUAUGUUGAAGUGAACUCUUUGUGUGUCCGGUGCUUAAAUGUUGUGUAAUGGAACAAUAGCACUAUUAUUAGUCAUUAGUGCAUUUUUUUUAAGGUUCAAAAUGAAUCCUGCCUCUACCUCUCUAUACACACACACACACACACACACACACACACACACACACACACA
Molecule: messenger RNA, 5030 nt
Organism: Danio rerio (zebrafish)
Lineage: Eukaryota; Metazoa; Chordata; Actinopteri; Cypriniformes; Danionidae
Source: RefSeq, a predicted model, not a curated record